UCAUGUGCUGACACAUCAUAUGCUAUGUACAAUUACAUUUUGAUACAGAUUACAAUUACAAUUAUUGAUUUUUCUUUUUUAGUUUGAAUUUUUUUGUGUGUGUGGGACAUAGCAAUAAUGUUUAGUUAUGUCAAAUACUUGAAAUCGCUGUCUGUCCCCACUAACUCUUCAUUAUUAUUUUUAUUACCAAUACUACUGCUACUACUUUUUAAUUAUAUAGUUUUAUCUGGAAAUACACGGCUUUAUAUUUUCUCCAACCUAACUGUCGCAAUAACUGGCAACUUUGUGGGUAGCACCGUCACAAGAACCGCAAAUGCUGAUGGGUGAAGACGGGAUGCUUGACUGCGUCUGUAAGCCGCUUUAAAAUGACGACAGACUUAAACGUGGACAUGUUUCUAUGGUGGACUUUUAUAUUAAUGCGCUACUCAAAGAUCGUCACUUUUUUUAUGGAUUAGAAUAUUAAAUGACAGUAUGGAGAAAUACAUCUCACAGCUGUUGUUGGGGCCCAUUUAAGAAAACAUGACAAUGUCCUUAACGCAAGCUUGCCGAAGUCUUGCCCUGUCUAUAUGGCUGCUGUCAUUUUGUUUUGUGCAGUUGUUGUGUUUGGACUUCACAGUGGCCGAGAAAGAGGAAUGGUACACUGCGUUUGUCAACAUCACUUACUUGGACCCAGUAACAUCUCAAGUCAGAACAGAGAAAACUGAAUGCGGGAGAUACGGGGAACACUCCCCUAAAAAAGAUGCUCGGGGAUUUGUACUCAUGCCUUCUUUACUGCAGGACAGACAGGUGUGUGACAGCAAUACCAAAUUCCCACUGCCCCAUCCCAACAGUCUAUGGAUAGCACUGAUAGCAGGAGGAAACUGUACAUAUAGAGAGAAGAUAAGACAUGCAGCCAGCCUCAAUGCAUCUGCUGUCGUCAUAUUCAAUUUGGGCUCCAACAAUCCCAAUGAAACCAUUACUAUGUCACACCAAGGUACCCGAGAUGUGGUAGCUAUCAUGAUUCCAGAGCCCAAAGGACGUGAGAUCAUGGCCCUGCUGGAGAAAAACAUCACAGUGGAGAUGCACAUCAACAUCGGGACAAGGAACCUGCAGAAGUACGUCAGCCGCACAUCAGUGGUGUUCGUCUCCAUCUCCUUCAUCGUUCUCAUGAUCCUCUCUCUGGCCUGGCUGGUCUUUUACUACAUCCAGAGGUUCUGCUACGCCAGCGCGAGAGAUCGCAACCAGAGGCGGUUGGGGGACGCUGCAAAAAAGGCCAUAAGCAAGUUACAAGUAAGGACCAUCAGGAAGGGAGACAAGGAGACCGAGUCAGAGUUUGACAAUUGUGCAGUGUGUAUCGAAGACUACAGGCCAAAUGAUGUUGUGAGGAUACUGCCAUGCCACCAUGUUUUCCAUAAGAGCUGUGUGGACCCUUGGCUACUGGAGCACAGAACCUGUCCAAUGUGCAAAAUAAACAUCCUCAAGGCAUUGGGCAUCCCGCCCGAUACAGACUGUUAUGAUGACAUCCCUCAGGACUAUGAGGUUUCAAUCGGGGGCCCCCCCACAAAUCCUAUGAUGGGGGCCAGUGAAGUCACAUUGGGCGAGAACUCUGUGGUGUUAGAUCCAGUCAGAACAACAAGCCUGUCACACAUGUACCAUGAGAUAGACUCCAUUCCGCAGGUCGGAGAAAGCAGCGAACAGCAGCCCUCUGUUAGUCAUGAUUUAGACACGUCCCUCAUCAUGCCAGUGGAGCUGGUCCUGUCCGACACAGACCUUCAGUCAGAGCCAGAACCGGAACAUGAAGAUGUGAAGUCCUGUGAGGUCGCCAUAGGGGCCGAUGGACUCAGCAUUCCAUUAAGGGAGCAGGUCUGUAGUGGACCCAAAACAAACAAUAAAAGCAUGCGAAUGCAGUAGCAGCACAGGGAGUGCACUGAUAUUUUCUGAACCCGUGACCUCAUCAGCUUUCUGUUCCACUGUCACAGGAACUGCUUGUUUUUAUUCCACAAGUAUCCCUAAAUGUUUCUGCUCUUUGUUUACUGAGGGUGCGGUGCGUAAAGUAGAUUGACGAAAGCAACCCAACUUUUUCCAUUUAAACAUUUCGAUUUAGUGGAAAUUUUGACUGUUUAGCUUCUCAAAGGGAUCACUGCCGAUACACGCAAUAUUUCACAACAAAUUUAUAUCUUGACACAAAGUGCAUAGUGUCAAACGCAGUUUGUGUGAACUACAGACAGCAUCAGUGAAAAAAUGCACGCUUAGUUGUCCUCCAGCCAAAGUAACAAAGAUCCCCUUUAUAUUUUAGAACUUCUGAGAAGAACCAAAAUACACCAAAAGUGUCUUGUUAAGAGUUUUUAUUAUAGAUAUCAGAUAAUAAAGUGACACAUUAGGGUGCAGCAAACCAGGGCUUAUAUUAUGGGAUGGACACUAUAAAUGCAUUUUUUGUUUUUGCAAGUGUUGUGUAUCAUAUCACACCAUCCUCUAAGGUGGACCUUUGCUUCUACCACAUUCGUUUAGGGAUGUGAUCAGUGUUUUAGCAGCGGUUUCCUGUGCAUCCAUGGGGAUGUCUCUGUUAUAAAUAAUAUAUUUGUAAAUCACAAUGAGGCAAAAGCACAACUUCACACAAUUUUGUUUUGACAGGAAGCUAAAUAAGAACAUGCUGCACACCUCAAGCAUUUUGGUUCACAUACUUUAGUCAAGCAUGUUUUUGGCCUUAAAAGGGAUAGUUCAUCCAAAAUUCUUUUAUAAUUUACUCACUGUCAUGAGUGAUUUCUGUAUGAUUUUCUUUCAUCUCCAGGACACAAAAAGAUAUUUUGAAGAAUGUUGGUAACCGAACAACAUUGGUCCAAUUGACUGCCAUUGAAUAGACACAAAGCCACUCAGAUAUUUCUCAAAGUAUCCUAUUUUGUGUUCCACAGAGGAAAGUGCCAUGUACAGGUUUUGAAUGUUAUGAUAUAAAACCAUGGUUUAUUUUCCUAUAGUUAUGUUGCCAAUGUUACAAAUUCAGGGGGAUCUAGCAAGAGCAUGAUAUUUAUUAGCAGCGGAUGUUUAAAGCUUCUGUCAGUAGCGGUUUAUGUUCCCCAGUCUUUGUUUGGUCUUCUCUAAAGUAUCUUAAACAAAACUAUGUAAACACUGCUUAAUCUUCUUGAAAUGGGAUAAUACCACCACUACAGCUGUACCUGCAUUAUUAAACGUCAUACGGUACAAUAGUGUAGUGAUGUAUGUAUGAUGUGAGGAUGUGAGUUUUCUGUCUGCAUUGAAUGUCCAGAUGACCCACUAGAACAUUGACAAGAAGCACUCUGUACAGAAUACCACAUCCCACAAUGCACUGCACUCAUCUUGACCUUUCAAUUCCAGCAUGGAGAACUGGCAAUCAUAUCAGCUGGGCAGCACUUAUUAAGGCAAGCAAUGUAACGUUAGAAAGUUUUCAACAUUUAUAGUUGUAUAAUGCUUAAAACGUUUCACAUGCAUUCUUUGAAAACGUUAAGUAGCCAAACAAACAUUAGGAGUUUGGGGUUGUAGAUGCUGCUCGUGUUUCAUACACACAUAACAAUCAUAUUUGUCACUCCCUAAACUUGGCAGUGUGAAUGUAGCUAUUUUAUUAAUCUGUUCACCAUAAAAGGUUAAAAUGGAUAAAAAAACAGUUACAUCAAACCUUCAGCAUGUGAAUUUUACCCAUGGUGCUUUUUGGUUGCUGAUAAGUCUGAAUCACCCUGAUUUUGACUGAUAUAAAUGGCUGUUUGCUUGUUAUGUUUCCCAAAAUAAAAGUGAGUGUUGAAUGAAUAUUUUAA
Messenger RNA from Triplophysa dalaica, 3761 nucleotides. It is a transcript of the gene rnf150a, whose product is annotated as ring finger protein 150a. The transcript is spliced from 7 exons. The record is from RefSeq and is a predicted model, not a curated record. NCBI's taxonomy places the organism in Eukaryota, Metazoa, Chordata, Actinopteri, Cypriniformes, Nemacheilidae. The coding region runs from base 520 to 1890 and encodes 456 amino acids.